CAUAAUGCAGGCUUUAGCCAGCAGAGGAUCAUGAGCAGCUGAAAGUGGAGAUCUGACAGAAGGGUAGUAUGGGAAGGCAGAGGAAGAGGGUGGUGACAGGGGAGGCGGGUCCCGUCCCAAGGAAAGAUGACAAGCCCUCUGCGUUUCAUCGGAAGGAGAAGAAAAAGAAAGCUGACAUUGGGAAAAUGUUCAUCAACAUCUCUAUUGGUCUCUGCAUAUUCAGCCUCAUCUGGUUCUUCUAUGCCAUCUACAUGAGAUCGAGUCUCGCUAAGCAGGUGGUAACCCUGCACCCGUCACCUCGUGUCCUGGAUGCCAAUAGCAGCAGCACGGAGGUUUCUCCGGAAAGGUUUUGGGGUUCAUACAGGCCUCAGGUCUACUUCGGGAUGAAAACGAGGAGUCCAAGGUCAUUAGUGACGGGGAUGAUGUGGAUGCGUCAGUUUUCCGAAGUGGACAUGAACCUUAGGCACACUUGUGAGCAGGGGGACCACUUACAAGGCUACGGCUGGCUGAUGCACGAUGGACUCACCUUUGGCGUCCAAGAAAUCCAAGAUAAUGAUGUCACACUUACCACAGAGUUUGUGAAAAGGAGGGGAGGGGAUCACGGAGGAGACUGGACCUGGAGGAUCACAGCCAAACAGCAUAGUUUUGCCCCCCAGGCACCUGUUAUAUCCCUGAUGUUUUACGCCGCAGCGGACACCCAAGGCUCACUGCAAGCUCAUGUGGAGGAGAGAAAUCGUCUCGCUUCCAUCACCGGCUCCUCAGAGGAGCUUGGGAACUUUAAAAUCACUUUUGGAAAGCCUGUUACAGGGGAAUUGUCCAGCGCUAAAUAUGCCAGCUUCAACUUCCUUCAGACCGUCUCUCCCGGCUUGGAGAAGCUGACCGACAUCGUGAAGCUGAGCCUGAACCGCAGGUUCGUCUACACCUCCCCCUCUGGGGAGAAAAGGCAUUAUAUAGCCGUCGAUACCUACAAGCCCCCCCACCACCAAAACCAACAGAAACCUGCAGACGCGAGGAAAGAGGGUGACUUUGUUGUUCAUCAGGUGACGGUGCAAACACCGUUCCAGAUUGAGGUUCUGUUUGAGUCUGGGAGCUUCUACGAUCGCCACAACCAGCUGGUGGGCUCCACCAUGACUCAGGAGCUGGAGAAGAGGAAAGCUGAGUUUAACGCAAAGUUCGACAAGAUUUUUGGGCUCGAGAGCAAAGGUUAUAACCAGCCACAGAUUAAAUUUGCCAAAGCAGCCCUAAGUAACAUGUUGGGAGGAAUGGGUUACUUCCACGGCCAGUCGGUGGUACAGUCGGUCUAUAAUGAAUACCCGCUGCUGUAUCCCGAAGGGGCUUUGUUCACGGCUGUCCCAUCACGCUCUUUCUUUCCCAGAGGCUUCCUCUGGGACGAGGGCUUUCACCAGUUACUGCUGAGUAAGUGGGAUCCCCAGGUAACAAGAGAGGCGAUUGCUCACUGGAUCGACCUCAUGAAUAUGGAGGGCUGGAUUCCCCGGGAGCAAAUUCUUGGAGAUGAGGCUCGCAGUAAAGUCCCAGCUGAAUUUGUUGUUCAGCGGAACGAGAAUGCAAAUCCACCCACUCUCUUCCUGGCUCUUCAGGAACUCAUUGAACAGCUCUCCACACAUCCAGAUGAGGCAGCAUCGCAGCCGACCCUGCCUUUCCUCAGACGGCUCUUCCCGAGACUGAAAACCUGGUUUGAAUGGUACAACACCACGCAGACGGGGCCCCAACCCAAUUCCUACCGUUGGCGGGGCCGCGACAAGGACACCAAUCUCUUCCUCAAUCCUAAAACCUUAACGUCCGGUCUAGACGACUACCCACGGGCCUCGCACCCCUCGGGAGACGAGCGACACGUGGAUUUACACUGCUGGAUGGCUUUGUCUUCAGGCAUCAUGUCCAGCAUCGCUCAGCUGCUCGACGAGCCCCAUCGGGAGUACGAACGCACACACGACCUCCUCAGCGACAACGACCUGCUGGGCGAGCUCCACUGGUCGGAGCAGCUCAGAGCUUUCAGCGACUACGGCAACCACACGGAGGUCGUGUCUUUGCAGCGGGAGAAGGUGUACGUGCCUCCCGGACAGCCGCGUCACCAGUUCCCCGUGGCGCGCCUCGUGCGCUCCGUCCGCAAGGCCCCUAAGCUGCAGUACGUUAACGCUCUGGGUUACGUUAGCUUGUUUCCCUUCUUGCUCCAAAUCCUCAAACCGGACUCGGCCAAACUGGAACACAUCCUCAGAGACAUGAGAGACUCCAAUAAGCUGUGGACGCCCUACGGCUUGCGUUCUCUCUCAAAGGACGACCCGAUGUACAUGAAGCGAAAUACAGAACAUGACGCCCCCUACUGGAGGGGACCAGUAUGGAUAAACGUCAACUACUUGGCAGUCAGGGCCCUUCAUCACUAUAGCAACACGGAAGGGCCAUACCGAGAGAAGGCAGCUGCUCUAUACGAGGAACUAAGGACUAACAUCAUCAAUAAUGUUUAUAAGCAGUAUGUUGAAACAGGGUAUAUCUGGGAACAGUACAAUGACAGCAGUGGGAGGGGCCAAGGAAGCCACCCGUUCACCGGUUGGUCGGCCCUGACGGUGUUAAUGAUGGCUGAGCAGUACUGAGUCUCCAUUUGAACCUUUUUUCUUUUUUUUUUUUUUUUUUUUUAAAGAUUAUGUAUGGCCAUUAUUGAUGUAGAUGUGAUUGAAGCAACAUUGACUGCUAUUGAAUAAUCUUGAAAUAUUGGCUUGGUAGCCCUUUUAAUUAAUAAAUGUUUUUACAUGUGCACAUUGAAGUGAAUCUCAAACAAGCUUAAGAGCAGCUACCCUGUUUUUGCUGUAGAACCCGAGCACUGUCUAGUAUAGUGUGUGUGUGUGUAUAUUUUUUAUACAUACAUACAUGUAAUAUGUCUAUUUUUUUUCAGGACAUUCACUAAUUUAUGCCUUUUGAUUUAUCACCAUUGAAAGUUGAAAAGUGAAUACAGAUGUUUAUAUUUCUUUAAAUUCCACGUCUGCUUGGCAAAAGGAGGAUUUAUUCUUUGAGAGUAAAUCUCGGUCAAAUAUAAAUUGAUGACUUUUUCUUUGUUUUAUUUUCUGUUACAAGUUUUUGAAGCGAUUCAAGUUGUGCUUUCACUCUCAAAAAUAAGGGCCAUCAUCUGUUAUCGUGCCAUUUUUCACAGUAACCCCAUCUUUGACAUUUUUGGUAAUACCAUUUUUAUAUUUUUUAAAUCACAUAUUUGGCAAAUUUACUGUACACCGCCUUUGGUUCGACUGGCAACAAAUACAAAACUGACUGUGAUUUUGGAUUUGUUUUGUUAAGAUCAAUAAAUUGUUCAAAUAUUUGUCAAACUGUGUGUGUGUGUGUGUGUGUGUGUGUGUG
Cololabis saira (Pacific saury) is the source of this 3360-nucleotide messenger RNA. RefSeq names its product mannosyl-oligosaccharide glucosidase (gene mogs). The transcript has 5 exons. Gene Ontology annotation, molecular function: Glc3Man9GlcNAc2 oligosaccharide glucosidase activity. The record is from RefSeq and is a predicted model, not a curated record. Gene Ontology annotation, cellular component: endoplasmic reticulum membrane. The coding region runs from base 69 to 2606 and encodes 845 amino acids. Gene Ontology annotation, biological process: protein N-linked glycosylation; oligosaccharide metabolic process. Lineage: Eukaryota; Metazoa; Chordata; Actinopteri; Beloniformes; Belonidae.